AAGAUUAAAUGUGUGUUUCCCCAAAAACGAAACUUGAGGAUCUGAGCAGACGCAGUAAAUUCAGCCCAACCCCUUGGACAGCACCACACGACGUCAGAGACUAGUCGGGUACCAGUCUCCUCUACAACAGCGCCUGCAAGACUGUUUUUUCAACAAUCCAGACCGGAAAGGGGACAAAGGCUGAUUUCUCUCCGUAUUUCUCUGAGGUCCACUGUGGUCAGAACACUUCAGUCUUUUCAGAGUUGGAGUCUGGCUGUGCUGGACAUUUGGAGACUAAACACUGGAUUUAAACAGAUGGAAGGUGAUAAUAAGUAAACACCAAAGUUGAUGAUGUGACAAAAGGAGAAAGAAAAACAUGGCUGACAAAUUUGAGCAGUCACCUGAGAAUUGGACAGAGUCUCAAGUUAGCACCUGGCUGAGAUCCAUUGGAGUGAAGGAACAGUACAUAAAAAAGCUCUUUGAGGAAGAAGUAGAUGGACAAAUACUUCUGACACUGGAUGAGGACUUUUUGAAGGCAAAAAUUUGCAUGAAAUCAGGGCCAGCUCAUUUGGUUAUUAAAAAGAGAGAUGAGCUCCUCGACUUCCAGAAAAAAUCACAGGAGAAGAAAAAGCCCACCAGUUGCAUAAACAACAAAUUGGAGCAGAACAACGAUCAAAAGUUAGUUCAGUGUCCUCCAGCAACAAGUGACAGUCCUUCAGGACAGGUAUCUGUGAGCAAUCAAGGUGUCUUGGAAGAGAGACAAACUGCUCAGAAACAGUCUGUGUUGGCUUCAAAGGAAGACUGCAAACCAAGACCAUUUGAUCAAGAGGGGAUUGAUUACAUAUAUGUAAAGCACAGAGUCCUGCAACCUGAAUCAGGUGCUUUUAAUUUGAUAUCACCAUGCCAUGAAUUUAAGUCUUUUGCUAUAGCUGCUGCAUUGGAUCGUGGACGACUCCAAGCCAAGUUUGCCAAAGAGGUUCUAAAAUUUGCAACUGGCUGCAUGAAUAUCAGAUCAAAUGGCACAAUACACUUUGGUGUGAUGGACAGCAAGGAAGAUGCAGGAUACGUGCAUGGUGAGGUAAUUGGUAUCCCUGUAAAAGAAAGGGACAUUUAUGUAGAUGCUUUGGACUUCAUUGAAAGGAGCUUCUCCUCUAACAAGGAGCAAAUACGAAAGUGUGUUCGGCCACCAAGGUUUGUUGAGGUUAUGGAUCGAGACAGUACAGAAAAGAUGUAUGUGGUCGAGGUUGACAUUGUGCCCUCAAUCAGUAUUGUUAAGAGCAAAGUAUUUGCAGUUCGUCUGCCAAACUUCAAAGAGUCAUCUAACAAAAUUGAAUUUGAGAAGGAAGCUACUCUGCGAAGGGUCGGUUCAAAAACAGAGCCAGUGAAUGACAAAGACCUCGGUGAUUUCUACCAGCAAGUCAAGGAUCGGGAUGCUCAAAGAGAAGAAGCAGAGAAAAAUCAGUUUCUUAGUGCUCCAGGGUUCUGUCAAGACCUUGGAAGGAAACUUACGAUGCUAACAACUAGUGGGAAGAAAUUCAUUGAAAAGGAGAAAUGGUUCAUAUUCGUCACAAACAAAUUCAAACUUGAUGAUCUUUGCCACAUUGACUGGCUGCUUAACAUGAACAUUUUCUGUGUGUUUGACUUUGAUCCAGACUCAAAGAUAUCAGGCCUUUGUAGCAAAUACCUUCAGCAUCAUGCUGCAAACAUGCAUUCUCUGCAGAGCUAUAGGAUGCCCUGUGACACAAGCAUCAAAGAAUUCACAAACAACUUGCAUCUGUUUGAGCAAACUAGCUGGAUCUUUUGUAAUGGCCGCUCUGACUUCAAGGGAAGUGAAACUCCAUGUGAUGAAAUGAGUUGGAUCAAGACAAAAAUGACCUUCUUGAGGGAAUCUGUGUCUUUGAUUUGUAAGCAAAUCCUGCCAAAAGGGGCUUUCCAGGUCAUUUUCCUUCUCACAUCACCAGUCGAGAAACCACUCCUGCACACCUUUUAUGAGUUUUUCACAGACAUGGAAGGCCAUGAAGACAUCAUCUGCAUCUGUGAAUCCCAAGAAAACUUCCAGAAGUGGCAAAGCUUUGCAGAGGGAUCAUGUGGAACAGAUAUUGUGAACAAUUUCAGUGUUGUUGGGAUGAAAAUGAGUCAUGUUAAUGCAACUGUACAGAAAGUACAACCUGUAAAAGCCUGUGCCAGCAAAUACUUGCCAGUCUUUGUGAAAGGGAUAUGUCUUCUUGAAACAAACAAAGAAGAACAGAUGGGUUCUCUAGAAAUUCUGACAGUCAAUCAUUGUGAUGAAACAAGCAAAGACUUCAUCAAUGAGGAGAAAGCAAAUAUCGAACACCAGUUCUACCGUGGUGGGAGAGUGACCUGGUUGAAUUUCUGGCUUGCUGAGCACAAGUAUGUUGGAGAGGUCAUUGAACGGGAUGCUUAUGAGGAAGUUUCCAGACUUCUCAAGGAUGUUUUGAAAUGUAAUGCAGAUCAGACUCCGGUGACUAGUAUAAACAUCUACCAUCAUCCAGGAAGCGGUGGAAGUACUGUGGCAAGACUUGUAUUGUGGAAUAACAGGAAAGAUCUCAGAUGUGCAGUUGUGAAGCCCUCAUACUCAGUUGCUGUUGUUGCGCAACAUGCAGUUGACUUAAGAGAAUAUGAAGAAAAAGAUCCACAAAAGUGCCUUCCUGUGUUGCUCCUCAUUGAAGACUCAGACAAAGAAUAUCUAGAUGAUCUCAAGAAUGAACUUGAUGUUGCAAUUAACAGCAAAAGAAUCCAGUAUGGAACACUAUGUUUCAUUUUGUUGAGCUGCAGACGAUCCCAUGAUCCAGAGAGGAGAUGCAAGGAGUCUGCAUUACAGAAUGUGUCUGUCACUCACAAACUGUCUGCUGAAGAGAAGAGAAAGUUUGCUGGAAAACGACAGGCACUUGAGGAGCGAUAUGAGCCUCAGUUCAUCCUGACAUUUGUUUUGAUGAGUGAAGAAUUCACUGAGGAUUACGUUCAACAAUUUGUGGAACAUUUGCUCCAAGACAUUGACCGUCGAUCUGUUGUCACUCGCCUCAUUCACUAUGUGGCACUACUGAACACUUAUGUUCAAAACUCUUUUAUCUCUCAGUCCCACUGUGAAGCUCUGCUGGCUUUAACCAUGUACAUGGAAAGGUUUCGCCACCAUGAGUUUGAGAGAUCACUCAGUGAUCAGGCUAAACUAGUCUUCUUGCACCUUAGAGAUGACAAGACUCACAUUGAAUCAAUCAGAAUCAUCCACCCACUUGUUGCAAAGGAAAUUCUCCAACAACUUUUGGGGGACCAACAGACCCACAGCAGUUUGGCAAUGGAUUUGCUCUGCGAGAGUGUGCUUUUUGAGCACAGAUUUGGAAGGGAAGAAUAUCUGUCAUUCUUGAGAGCACUUUUCAUAAGGCGAUCCAGAAUAAGCAAAGGAGAUGAAUAUGAUAGUUUCUUCUCUCCUCUGAUUGAACAUGUGUGUGAAAUUGAGAAAAAUCCAGACAAAGCAAUUGAGUUACUCAAGGAAGCGUUUGAGUGUUUCCAUAAAGAUCCAUUCUUUGCCCAACAACUUGCUCGUCUUCUGUAUACUUACGAAAAGUUUGAAGAGGCAAAAUACUGGGCAGAGACAGCAGCUAAACAGCUGCCCAACAAUUCAUACAUACUCGACACAAGAGGGCAGGUGUACAGAAAAUGGUUCCAAGCAAAAUGCAAAGCCAUUGACAAUGGCAGUAUACGAAACACAGCUCAAAAUACAGCAGAUGCUGUGGAGACUGCACUGAAAGCCCUGGAGUGUUUCCAAGAAUGUGAGAGAGCAGCUGAUGCAGAUAUGGAAAAUGUUAACAGCUCAGGAUAUUUUGCUGAAGUUGAGGUUGGAUGCAGCCUGCUUAAACUGAUCUCUUCAUUGCAGGUGUUUGCAAACAGAGCCAAUGGUCAUUCUGAAUGUAUGAAGUACCUGUUAACAGAUUACAUUCCAGAGGAGCUUGAAGAUGCCUGGGAACCAUUUCAUGGUCGUUUGAAAAAACUUCACAAAACAUUGCAAGAUGCUCUGGAAUGGAUUUCAGAAGACCUCAGUUACUUCCAGACAGACAUUGGUGCAGAUGAAGAGGAGAUUCGUGAAAGUCCCGAAGAGAAAAUAAGCCAUCCAUUGACAUGGUUGUCCAAAAAAUCCUCUGAGUAUGGGAAGUACUUCAGUGAAGCUUAUUCUACAGCACUUCUACACCCUGGGAAAUCAAUCCCAAACAAUCUGACUCCUUUACAAAAACGCAUGAUCAUCUAUCAUCUUGGUGGGGGUAAUAUAACAUCCAUCCUCUCCAAGCUAACUGACCAGAGAGAUGCAGUACCUCUUCUAGAGAACAUCCUCUCCCUCUACCCAAGCAAUCCAAUAAAGGCCAAAUUUGGCCAGAGGGAUAUUGUCAAUUACAUAGUGGCCCACAUUACUCUGAACUGCUUGUCACCACAGGUUCCAAAGGUAGCUCCUCUUAAAACUCUACAGGCACUUUGUCAUCAGUUCCCAGCUGAUAAAAAGAAAUGUGUACCAAGUGCCCUGUUCUUGCUUACCUUGCUAUUCUGGCCAGAGGAUAAUGACACAGACCAUGAGAAAGAAAACAAAUAUGAAAUUGUCCAAUCAGCUGUUGAGCACAUGGAAAAAGGCUACUGGACCAAGAUGAAGGACAUUCCUCAGCGGAAGAGAAGACUUUACACCCAUUUUUUUCUUGGCAAUGGGAAUGGAUUGGAUAAAUUUGUCCACAAGAAAAAGUUUGAAAGAGUCACAAAGGUGGUGUCAGUCUCUGAGAAACGCAUGAAAUGGUUUAGGGGUGAGGCGUGGAAAAAACCUGAGAUUGCUGAGAUGUUGAAAUGUGUUUCUGGAUGGACUGAAGAUGGAGUGGUGUACCUUGAGGGUCCUCAGAAAAAGAAGUUCAGUAUACUGCCUCUUCAUGUACCCUCAGUGCCUCAUAGUAAUGAAAACAUCACCUUCUACCUGGGGUUCACAUUCAGAGGCCCCGUUGCCUGCAACAUUGUUGUGAAAAAAUAGUUUGUUCUUGAACAAUGAUCCUGUCACUUGCUGAACCAUGGAUGUAGUAUCCACCUCAUUAACAAGAGCAAGAACAGAUUGUGAUGAUAAAGUUCAAAACACACAAACCCUUCUUUGUCAGUUUGUUAAGCAGGCAAUGUUUGUAAAAGACAGGACUUAAAAUGUUGACAUGAGUAUUGCAUUGUUUUGUAAGAUGUAAUAUGGUUUUGAUAUACAAUAUAUUACUGUUUUUUUCUCUCUCGUACUUGGAUAUGUAUGUAAGUGAACUCAAAAACACAGCUAAAGUGUUAAAUUUAUCAACCAGUCUUUGUUUAUACUAUAUAUGAAUGUAUCUAACCUUUGCUAUGACAUGAUUCACUCUGGAUUCCCAAAGGGAUAACAAUGUAAAUAGGAUUUCUACUUUACAGCUCAAUAUUAACUUCCAAGUCUUUGUUAAGACCUGUGUUUAGAACCUUGUUAUUUUUGAUUGUUGUUUGUAGAUCCAGUUCAGAUGGACUUCAGUUCACAUCUGGCACGAUAGCUUACACUCACUCUCCAGGAUACAAUAUAGAAAGCAGGGGAGUUAAAUGCAACUAUCAAAAAACAAAAUAAUUCUCCUGGGGAGUGUAUUAGUGUGCAAAACAUGUUAACGUGAGCUAAAGAGAAAAAUUAUCAACAGUUGGAGAAGUUAAGAAAUAUUUUGACUGUAUAAACUAUGUCAUCAAAUACAAUAAAACUUCAAGUUAUA
Messenger RNA from Lates calcarifer (barramundi perch), 5723 nucleotides. RefSeq names its product sterile alpha motif domain-containing protein 9-like. The record is from RefSeq and is a predicted model, not a curated record. The transcript has 4 exons. Gene Ontology annotation, cellular component: cytoplasm. Bases 356 to 4996 code for a protein of 1546 amino acids. NCBI's taxonomy places the organism in Eukaryota, Metazoa, Chordata, Actinopteri, Centropomidae. Gene Ontology annotation, molecular function: protein binding.